Messenger RNA from Microthlaspi erraticum, 3144 nucleotides. Lineage: Eukaryota; Viridiplantae; Streptophyta; Magnoliopsida; Brassicales; Brassicaceae. The record is from the annotation of a GenBank genome assembly.
AUGGGGAGAAACUCUCUCUCGCUCGAGAUCGACGACAAUGGCGGCGCCGGAAGAGACGGGAAUCACAACGCGAACAACGUCGCCGGAAAUGGAGAGAUAUCUUUCCACUCCGUCCGGGAUCGUCUCCGUCUCAAGAGGAAUUCAAGCGAUAGGCGAGAUCGAUCUCACUCCGGUUUGGAUCGGCCUUCCUUGCGUAGCCGACCUCAUCACAUUGGCCGAUCACUGAACCGCAAGGGCUUGCUCUCGCUGCUUAAGCCCCGUGGCACCUGUUUGCUCUACUUUCUGGUCGCGUUCACGGUUUGCGCGUUCGUCAUGUCCUCGCUGUUGCUUCAGAAUUCGAUUACUUGGCAAGGGAAUGUGAAGGGAGCGCAAGUGAAAAGCCAAAUUGGUUUGGGGAGUACGUUGAAGUACGUCCCUGGAGGAAUUGCGAGGACAUUAAUUGAAGGCAAAGGCCUUGAUCCCUUGCGCUCGGCGGUCAGGAUCGGCGUUCGUCCGCCCAGACUGGCUCUCAUACUAGGGAAUAUGAAGAAAGAUCCCCGAACACUAGUGUUGAUCACAGUGAUGAAGAAUCUUCAAAAACUGGGCUAUGUGUUUAAGGUUUUUGCCGUAGAGAAUGGUGAAGCACGUUCAUUGUGGGAACAGUUGGCUGGCCACGUUAAACUUUUGGUUUCAGAUAAGCCGGAUUGGACAAUUUUUGAAGGUGUUAUUGCUGAUUCGCUUGAAGCAAAAGAAGCCAUUUCAAGCCUUAUGCAGGAGCCGUUUCGUUCAGUACCACUUAUAUGGAUAGUUCAUGAAGAUAUUCUUGCAAAUCAGUUGCCUGUUUACCAAAAGAUGGGGCAGAAUUCUCUAAUCUCCCACUGGAGAAGUGCUUUUGCAAGAGCAAAUGUGGUUGUUUUUCCACAGUUUACUCUGCCGAUGCUGCAUAGCGUUCUUGAUGAUGGGAACUUCGUUGUGAUUCCGGAAUCAGUAGUCGAUGUUUGGGCUGCAGAAAGCUACAGUGAAAGCCACACAAAGCAAAAACUGAGGGAGAGUAAUGAAUAUGGCGAGGAUGACCUGAUCAUUAUGGUGCUUGGGAGCUCCUUCUUUUAUGAUAAAUUUUCUUGGGAUAAUGCUGUGGCAAUGCACCUGUUGGGACCACUUUUAACACGAUAUGGGAGGAGAAAAGAUACCAGCGGUUCCUUUAAGUUUGUUUUUCUAUAUGGUAAUUCUACCGCAGGACAGAGUGAUGCUGUACAGGAGGUUGCAUCGAGGCUUGGGUUGACCGAAGGCACUGUUCGGCAUUUUGGUUUGAAUGAGGAUGUGAAUAAAGUUCUACUGAUGGCUGAUAUUCUUGUUUAUGCUUCUUCCCAAGAGGAACAAAAUUUCCCUCCAUUGAUUGUGCGAGCUAUGAGCUUUGCCAUCCCUAUCAUAACACCCGACUUUCCUGUUAUGAAAAAAUAUAUGACUGAUGAAGUUCAUGGAAUAUUUUUUCGAAGAAAUGACCCUGAUGCAUUGUUGAAGGCAUUCUCACCCUUGAUAUCAGAUGGAAGGCUCUCUAAAUUUGCUCAAGCAAUUUCGUCUUCAGGAAGACUUUUAACUAAGAACUUGAUGGCAACAGAAUGCGUAACUGGUUAUGCCAGGCUUUUGGAGAACACACUCCACUUUCCAUCUGAUACUUUCUUGCCAGGUUCUAUUUCUCAACUUCAAGUGGGCGCAUGGGAGUGGGGUCUGUUCAGGAGCGAAAUAGGGCAGCGAAAAAACUUCAUUGGGGACUCCGCCUCUGCAUCCGUUGGAAGACCUGGAACUGUUUUCCAAGUCGAAGAGAAGUUCAUGGGUGUGGUUGAGCCAAUAGACCCUGUUGACAACAAUACCGUAUUUCUUUCGGACGAUAUUCCUUCCAAAUUAGACUGGGAUAUUCUUGAAGAGAUCGAGGGAGCGGAAGAGUACAAUAAAGUAGAAUCUGAGGAGCUAGAGGACAGAAUGGAUAGAGAUGUUGAUGACUGGGAGGAAAUAUACCGGAAUGCUCGCAAAUCGGAGAAGUUGAAAUUUGAGGUGAACGAACGGGAUGAAGGAGAGCUAGAACGAACUGGUCAGCCUUUAUGUAUUUAUGAGAUUUACGAUGGAGCUGGUGCUUGGCCCUUUCUGCAUCAUGGCUCUCUGUACCGUGGUUUGAGCCUGUCCAGCAAAGAUCGAAGGCUAAGCUCAGACGACGUAGAUGCAGCAGACCGAUUACCUUUACUGAAUGAUACUCAUUAUCGAGAUAUCCUCUGCGAAAUCGGGGGAAUGUUUGCUGUUGCGAACAAAGUGGACAGCAUUCACAUGAGACCUUGGAUUGGAUUUCAGUCAUGGCGUGCAGCUGGUAGGAAGGUCUCGUUAUCAUCUGAAGCUGAAGGGUCCCUCGAAGACAUUAUACAACAAGAAACCAAGGGGGAGAUUGUUUACUUCUGGACAAGAUUAGACAUUGAUGGCGACGCCCUUGGAAGAAAAAAUGCGCUUACUUUCUGGUCUAUGUGCGACAUCCUUAACCGAGGAAACUGCAGAACCACAUUUGAAGAUGCAUUCCGGCACAUGUAUGGAUUGCCAGAACACAUUGAAGCGCUUCCUCCGAUGCCUGAAGAUGGUCAUCACUGGUCCUCUCUCCACAACUGGGUCAUGCCAACUCCGUCGUUCCUCGAGUUUGUCAUGUUCUCAAGGAUGUUCUCGGAGUCUCUAGAUGCACUGCACAACAAUCUUAACGACACUAAAAGUUGCUCACUCGCUUCAUCGCUGCUAGAGAGAAAGCACUGUUACUGCCGGGUUCUGGAAUUGUUGGUUAACGUGUGGGCAUAUCACAGCGGGAGAAAGAUGGUUUACAUAAACCCGAGAGACGGUUCACUCGAGGAACAACAUCCAUUACCGCAACGAAAAGGUUUAAUGUGGGCUAAGUACUUUAACUUCACACUGCUGAAAAGCAUGGACGAAGACUUGGCAGAAGCAGCAGACGAUCAAGACCAUCCACGAGAAAGAUGGCUAUGGCCACUAACCGGAGAAGUGCAUUGGAAAGGCGUUUACGAGAGGGAACGCGAAGAAAGAUACCGAUUGAAAAUGGACAAGAAACGUAAAACUAAGGAGAAACUUUACGAUAGGAUUAAAAAUGGUUACAAGCAGAAAUCACUUGGAGGAUGA